Messenger RNA from Dermatophagoides farinae (American house dust mite), 2186 nucleotides. The record is from RefSeq and is a predicted model, not a curated record. NCBI's taxonomy places the organism in Eukaryota, Metazoa, Arthropoda, Arachnida, Sarcoptiformes, Pyroglyphidae.
UAAUUCAACUUUUGAUAAACUACAAUCAUCAUCAUCAUUAACAUUAUCAUCGUUGACGAUGAAAAAACAACGAAAACCCUUUUUAGAAAAUACUUGUAACAACAGGAUACAAAAACAACUACAAUCAUUAUUGCCAUCAUCUGUGAUAUCCUAUGAUAGGAAAAAUUUUUGCCAUCCCCCAUCGCCAUCAUGAUCAUCAUUAUUUUAUCCAUCCUCAAUACGAACGCAUUCGUAUCAGCACAACCUUAUGAUCCGGGUACGAAUACAAUUACUCGUGUAAUCAAUCCAGGAGAUAAGGUGGACAUUCCUUGUUCAGUGGUAACGCCCGGUGGUUCAGUUAGAUGGGCAUUGAAUAACAAACCAAUCCCAUUGGAUUCUAAUCAACGUCGCCAUUGGAACAUAUCAAAUGAUGGUAAAGCUACAUUGACAAUAAAUCGUGUUUCAAAAAUGGAUGCCGGUCUUUGGGAAUGUUGGAAACUUGAUGGUGAUUUCAAUAUACGACAAAAAGUUCCCAUUAUGCGAAUUGUAUUGAAUAAUGUACCUGAAGAACCCUAUCUAGAAUAUGAAGGACGGCUUUUAUCGUCACAUAGUACAAUAUCCGUACGAGCCAAUAAUGUAAUCAAAAUCAAUUGUGUCAUAAAAGGAAUGACUUCGAUGAUAAAAUCGGUGCAAUGGUUUGUUGGCCAAAAUAAUUUUACACAUCAAAGUCGUUUACUUAUGGAAUAUUCGGCUGAAGAAGAUGUAUCAUUGACUAUAUCUGUAUUAACAUUGAAUGUUAGCGCUAAAUUUCAUCAUGAACCGUUAGUUUGUCAGAUAUCACAUCUAAGUUGGUCCAAUACAGCUAAUGUUACGGCUAGAUUCAAUGUUUUAUAUCCUCCAGAGUUUUCCAUUGUUCGUGAACCAGGAUUUGGUUUUCCCAUAAUCGAAGGCAUGGAUCUUACGCUUCGUUGUGAAAUUGAUGCAAAUCCUAUGAGUCCAGUCAGAUGGGAACGUGAUUCUGAUCCGAAAAUUUCAAACGAUUCUUUAGCACCGAUUGAUACCAGUCCAGAUGGAACAUUGAUUAUAAAUCCAAUAACCCUAAAAGACAUUGGUUGGUAUCGUUGUACAACUGAAAAUGAAUUGGGAUUUUUUGCUUCGGUGGGAUUCUUCAUCAAUGUUCGUGAAUCAUCCGAUGAAAUGACAGCAUUGGUUGAUCAAUUACGUUCACAAAAUCCACAUCUUCCAUCGGUACCGGAAUCACAGGAUGAAUUUCAUCAUAGAUCAUCUAAUGAUUUUGCUUUCCGCAAAAUACACGACCAUUCAAAUCGAGAAUCACAUUUUCAAGCUUCUCGAUCGAAUGGACCAGAUUUCCAUGGUGGUAAUGGUUAUAAUAAUCAUCAGCCACAAAUAUCUCGACCCGAAUGUUCACCAAAUAGUGGAUCAAUCAAUAAUGCCGAUGGUCGUCCAAUAAUUGAAUCGAUAAAUUCCACAGUGAUCGCAUUGGUUGGAUCACAGAUUACAUUAAUUGCACGUUUUUGUUGCAUUCCUCGCCCGAAAAAAGUUUAUUGGAUACAUAGACAUUUGGCUAUGAUGCCGUCCAGAAUUAUUGGACGAUAUACUACACGUGAAUUAAUCAUGUCAUCAAAUUCAAUGAAUUGUUUUACAUCAAAUUUCAUUAUCGAUGCUGUUAAACCAGAAGAUGCGGGUGAUGUAAUGUUUAUGGUACUGAAUCAAAAAGGCAUUGACCAUGCAUUAGUAUCAUUAAAUGUAACAAUGGCUAGCUAUUCUAUUUUAUCAUCAUCAUCGAAUGGAAUCAUGACUACUUCGGCAGCAAUAUCCAUUAUAAAUUUGACAUCAAUAACAAUGAUUCCAUUGUCAUUACUAUGUAUGAUUAUCAUUAAUGUGAUAUUGAAUUGGAAUCAUUUAUCGAUGGAUGUACAAAGAUAGCGGAAUAGAUCCAGGGAUUCAUCAUAAUCAUUGUAUUCUGCUUCACUUUUUUUUUAGUCACAAUCAAAUCAAUCGAUAAUACGAUGACAUGAUAUUUUAGGGCACAUUAAUCAUAUUUGUUGUUGGAUUGUAAAAAAAAUGAUCAUUACCAAGAUUAUUACUUUUGCUAUAUAGCAAUUUUUCUUUCUGUUUGUUAUAUAAUUAUUUUCUGCCACCAAUCAAUAUCGUUCAUCUGUAAAUAAAACAAUCAAUUAUCAUCA